Messenger RNA from Wasmannia auropunctata (little fire ant), 1840 nucleotides. It is a transcript of the gene Manf, whose product is annotated as mesencephalic astrocyte-derived neurotrophic factor homolog. NCBI's taxonomy places the organism in Eukaryota, Metazoa, Arthropoda, Insecta, Hymenoptera, Formicidae. Gene Ontology annotation, cellular component: endoplasmic reticulum. The coding region runs from base 241 to 771 and encodes 176 amino acids. The record is from RefSeq and is a predicted model, not a curated record. The transcript is spliced from 5 exons. Gene Ontology annotation, biological process: neuron projection development; dopaminergic neuron differentiation.
UGGGAUUCCGGGUUUUUGACAGAAUCCAACGUGUCGCGUCGCGAAGAGGCGCGGAGGCAAGGUGAACAACGAGUGCGGUGUGCGGACGUGUCGCAGGAGUAUUUCGUCAGGGGAGCCGAGUGUGUGGAUGAAUUAAAGUCACCGCGCGUCACCCAUCUGCCGAACGACGGAGACCUCGCAUCGAAGAAUACGCCGAUCUUCAGCCCGACAACGCAAGACAGAACACGACAGAACGGAAAGAUGAGUACGUCAGCGUCACUAGUACUUUCCGUAUUUCUCGGAAUCGUAUGUGCUGUUACAGCGCUGAAAGAAGGUGACUGCGAAGUAUGCGUCGCUGUUGUGGACAAAUUCAGUCAGACACUAACGGAAGACCUCAAAAGUGACCCCAAGAAGAUCGAAGCAAAGUUUCGAGAAUUCUGUAAAGGCACUAAAUCAAAAGAAAAUAGAUUUUGUUAUUACUUAGGAGGAUUAGAAGAAUCUGCCACUGGCAUCCUAGGCGAGCUCAGUAAACCGCUGUCGUGGUCCAUGCCCGCGGACAAGAUAUGCGAGAAGUUAAAGAAGAAAGAUGCUCAAAUAUGCGAUUUGAGAUUCGAGAAACAAAUCGACCUCAAUACGGUAAAUCUGAAGAAGCUGAAGGUACGCGACCUGAAGAAGAUCCUGAACGACUGGGAAGAGACGUGCGAGGGUUGCAUAGAGAAGACGGACUUUAUCAAACGGAUCGAGGAGCUCAAACCCAAGUAUUUUAGCAGCAACUCGAAGGCGGAGCUCUGAAGGAGGAUUGUCUUCGACUUAGACAAGCAAUUUACGUUAGGAUGGCUAAAAUUUCUGUUUCUUCAAUCUACGGAGGAAUUGUUUACAGCAUUUAGGAUAUGUAUUUAUCCGUGUCUAUAUACGAUUCGCGUAUAGCUUCGUUCUGAAAAGGUUCGUCUUUAUAUGACAGUCUCUUGAACUAAGGGCAUUUAGUUUCCAUUAAAUGGAUUAGAUAUUAAGCGAGAAUUAGCGUGAGAGGCAAACGGUAAUGGACAAAUUUUUGUUACACUACGUUUUUGUAUCUCAAGUAAUUCUGAGGGACACGUUUACGUACUUUAUUAGUAAUCUGAUUUUUUGUUUUGCUCCCCUCCGAGAUAGCCAUGCUAAUGGAUCUAUUUUAUCGAAGGUGCUCCAUUUUGAACAUCAACAUUAGGUGUAAAUUAAUAUACAGCGUUUAUAUACGAGAAAUUAUUUUCACACAGUAUUUAUCUUCAUUGCUCUUCCUCAGGUAGAUAUAGUAAUAAUACGCAAAUCCGUUUGUACGGUAUUUCCGAAUAAUACUUCGUACCAUUGUACGAUGUCGAAACGAUGUAUGUAUUAUAAGAGAUACUUUAUCCGCAACACCGUUGUACGUUACGAAAUUGAAUUUCUUUUCCGUUAUGUGCACACGAAACACGAACAAAAUGUACAAUUAAACUAAUGGAGUAUCUCUCAUGGUCGGUAUCGAUGAACUGUCCUUACUCGAACAGUGCAAGGCUUAACAAUGCCAAUUUUUGAGAUAAGAAAUUAUUUGUAUCGAUAUACACCAACUUUUCCAGUAAAACGAAACAAAAAAAGAGAUGAUAAAAGCGUGUACUUGAGGUACAAUAUCCUAAAAAAUUUUAAAAAUUACGAUAAAUCGCGCAUAAAUAAAUAAAUAAAUAAUUGUAGAUAAGAUAUUGUCGCAUAUCCGAAUGUACUGCUCCGGAAAUUCCAAAAAUGAAUUAUUUAUUUCGUGUGAUAAGACUGCGUAAUUACGUUUUCUAUAUUACAUUCGUGAGUCUUGAUACAAGAGAGCAGAAAGAAAUAAAAGAAAGCAUGUGUGUUGUUA